Molecule: messenger RNA, 1029 nt
Organism: Plasmodium coatneyi
Lineage: Eukaryota; Apicomplexa; Aconoidasida; Haemosporida; Plasmodiidae
Exons: 5
Coding region: 1-1029 (342 amino acids)
Source: RefSeq, a predicted model, not a curated record
AUGGAUUUAAAAAGCGCGCAGUGCAUUUGGGACACCCUAAACGAUUUGCACAAAAAUGACAAGCAGGCGUACGAAAAAUUUAUGGACAAGCACAUGGGGAAGAUGACGCAGCAGAAGGCGAUCAAACCCAAGUUCUGCUUCUGCAUCGUGACGGACCUGGAAAAGGUUUCCAUCAAGACAAAGGCCAGUGAACACAAAGAAAAGAUUUGCGAUUACUAUGUGUAUGUAUAUCACAGCAGCAAAAUGAAAGCGCCAACUCUUCCGAAUGGUUUCCCCAACAACAUAGAAGAAGUAAAUUAUGAUGACAUUCCCAUCAGUACGUGUAAAAUAAAAGGAGAAAGCAACAGAGACAUGUACGCAGAGGCUGUUAUCCACUCGGACGUUUAUAAGCAUUUCCACAAUGUAAAUUUAAAAAAAAAAAUUAUUCAAAAAAUAUUAACCAUUUUAAAUGAAUCAGAACAAAUGCUUAGGAGUGAUAUUCGCAUAAAUGGGAACUCCUUCAAAUAUAGCGAAUUGGGAUAUGUCCCAAAGACGAAACAUUUUUUAAACCCGCAUUGUGUGGAUGGCACCUCACACACAGAAGACGCCACAUCGGUGGACGAAAGUGACAUAAAAUUUUACAACAUGUUAAGUCAAAAACAGCUUAAAAGUAAUGAAACAAAAGAGGAUGAGAAAAACGAAAUAAAAAUACACGAUGCGUCCACUAACAUACUGAAUGAUAUACAGUCGGUUAGGACCACCAAACGGGGGAAAAAUGAACAUGGACAACAGGGCCACAUCCCGAGGAAGGUGAAGUCGUAUCACUACACAGUUAUUGACAGAUACCUCCAUAUCAUCGUCACCUUCAACAACAUUUCAUACGAAGAAUUGGAGGUUUUGAAAAAAGGCAACACCGUCGAGAUUUACGUGUCUAGCAGACCAGAUGACUGCAUGACUUUGAGCUUCAAGCAAAACUUAAGCGAUAAUAUCAAAGGUUACUUCAACGAAAAGGGCCUCAAGCUUACCAUCAGUGUGGAGCUCCUGUACUGA